This is a messenger RNA of Lingula anatina, 1598 nucleotides long. RefSeq lists its product as uncharacterized. The record is from RefSeq and is a predicted model, not a curated record. Gene Ontology annotation, molecular function: indoleamine 2,3-dioxygenase activity; metal ion binding; heme binding. NCBI's taxonomy places the organism in Eukaryota, Metazoa, Brachiopoda, Lingulata, Lingulida, Lingulidae. Gene Ontology annotation, biological process: 'de novo' NAD+ biosynthetic process from L-tryptophan. Gene Ontology annotation, cellular component: cytoplasm.
UGCCGCCGUUUUAAUCAGAUAGCAUUCAAUGCUAAAAUUUUAGCUUAUUUGGCUGAUGAUUAAAUCACUCGACACACAUGGGUAAACCGCCCCAUAUUUCAUAAUUGUGCAGGGGAGUGGCCCAGUUUUCUGGUUUCGCAAUUCGCGCAUUUUACAAAUUGGUCAGUAGGUUAUGGUCACGUAACAGUAUUGUGGUGAAACUAUAUAAAGCAAUGUCUUAUCAGUAUCUUGCAUUCACAGGUCGAAGAGCUCUUGACUCGAAACAGUGAAAAACAAUGGCGACACAGCAAAAAAGUGCCUACAGCGCGUACCUGCCGACAUUUUUCGAUAAAUUUGGUGGAGGUUACCCUCCUCGGCCAGUUUUUCACGACUGGCCUACAUGUUUUCAAACCUACCAAGAUGUCUGCCUUGAAAUGCCUGAGAAGUUAUACACGCUCAACAGUUCGGAGAAGUUCAGGGAAUGGAUGACAGAGGAACUUGACAGGGUCGAUUUGUUCAAAGUUGACGUUGCCAUCACGUCUCUGAUUGACGGGGAGUGUAUCCAUGUGCUGGCGGGCUACCUGGCCUGUCUGAGCUACCUGGCACACGCCUAUCGCUGGGGCACAGUACCAACCACGAGCCUGGAACGGGAAAGAAGCACUCUCGAAUUCCCAGACUGCCUCUGGGACCCUUUUAAAAAGGUAAAUGAUUAUUUCGGGCUUCCAUAUCGUGGCAACCACUUUUCACUGAUGGCAUGCAACGCUAUUUAUGACGAAAAUGGAUCGCCAGUAGGUAUGAAGUUCAAGUGGAAUUAUGAACCAGCAAAAGCGAACCAGGAAAAAAACUUCAAGCUGCUGAUGGCAAAAGCCGAGUGUGAAGCCCCUCACGUCCUCAGUUCUCUCGGAGAGUACUUGGAUUUGCUUCAAACCUUCACGACCGCAGACUACAGGAAUGACGUCGAACAGCAAAUGAUAGAAAAGGUUAAUCUUGCAAAAGGACACCUCGUGGCAGUUCUAAGACAGGUCAACACAAACAUGCACGACAGUUUUAUUUCAAGGAAGGUCUUUGCACCACACAUUCAGGGAAUGAUUGCAUGGGGAUUAGACUCAGACAUUGGGUCGUCUGCUUCUGAAAAUCUCAUUUUCCAGGUACUCAAUGUGUUUUGCGACAUGGAGGGUGCGAGCGAAAUGAGUCGUUUUGGAAAGAGGACGCGGGAGAACAUCCCAGAAAAUUCCAGGGUUUUAUUAAAUAAAUUUGAGGAGAGCACAAAAGGUUAUAUCUUUCCGACAGAGAAACUGGCCCAAGCAAAGGCAGACUUGAUUACGGUAUAUUAUGCCUUUCUUUUGGGGCAUGCGCGAAAGGUACCAGACUAUAUAGCCGAAUGUCCAAUGACUGCGUCCGGGUUCUUGAAGAAGGAUUUGGUAUCCAAAUUUAGGCGUCAAAUGAAAGCACGGUGCAACGAAGUUUUAUCUGCCAGAAAGAAAGCUCAGGGCAGAUCAUCUGACAACAACAAUAACGACAAUGGAAUCGAAGAAAACAAAGCGUGGUCUUGGAUAGCGGGGGCGGGCUGGGAAAGGAAAGAGGAAGAAGUUCGGACGAAGCGAGUGCCGAACCAAUAG